Mirounga angustirostris (Northern elephant seal) is the source of this 6195-nucleotide messenger RNA. It is a transcript of the gene SUPT6H, whose product is annotated as SPT6 homolog, histone chaperone and transcription elongation factor. The transcript is spliced from 37 exons. Gene Ontology annotation, biological process: nucleosome organization; transcription elongation-coupled chromatin remodeling; transcription elongation by RNA polymerase II. Gene Ontology annotation, cellular component: transcription elongation factor complex. The record is from RefSeq and is a predicted model, not a curated record. The coding region runs from base 314 to 5578 and encodes 1754 amino acids. Lineage: Eukaryota; Metazoa; Chordata; Mammalia; Carnivora; Phocidae. Gene Ontology annotation, molecular function: nucleosome binding; histone binding; DNA binding.
GUCUCUGUGACACUUACCUUCCUGAACCGCUUCGGCCAGUUUUCGCGCCCUCCUAAACGAAGCCCCGAGAGCCGGGUGGGAGAAGAGAACAAGGAAUGGCCCGCCCACUCCCAGUGACAGGGAGCCGGAAGUGACGUAGCACGUUGACGCAGCAGCGGCGGCGGUGGCGGCGGAGGGGCCAUACGGUGGGUCCGUACUAUCCCUUCCCAGUCUCGGUUCGACGACUCCAUUUUCCUCGGUGGGGGUUUAGCGUUCCGGAGUAGCGGCGGGCUUCAGGCAGUCAUCUUUAGGCAGGCCGUGAGAAGCUGCAGCCAUGUCUGAUUUUGUGGAAAGCGAAGCCGAAGAGUCAGAGGAAGAGUACAAUGAUGAAGGCGAAGUGGUGCCCCGAGUCACCAAGAAAUUUGUGGAGGAGGAGGAUGACGAUGAGGAGGAGGAGGAGGAGAACCUAGAUGAUCAGGAUGAGCAAGGCAAUCUGAAAGGCUUUAUCAAUGAUGAUGACGAUGAAGAUGAAGGGGAGGAGGAUGAGGGUAGUGACUCUGGUGAUUCAGAAGAUGAUGUUGGCCACAAGAAGAGAAAACGCACAUCUUUUGAUGACCGCCUGGAGGAUGAUGAUUUUGACCUCAUUGAGGAGAAUUUGGGUGUCAAAGUCAAAAGAGGACAAAAAUACCGACGUGUCAAAAAAAUGUCAGAUGACGAAGAUGACGACGAGGAGGAAUAUGGCAAAGAGGAACAUGAAAAAGAGGCAAUUGCAGAGGAGAUCUUCCAGGAUGGGGAAGGGGAAGAAGGGCAGGAAGCCGUGGAGGCCCCCAUGGCUCCUCCAGAGGAGGAGGAGGAAGAUGAUGAAGAAUCAGACAUUGAUGACUUCAUUGUGGAUGAUGAUGGACAGCCUCUGAAAAAACCUAAGUGGCGGAAAAAGCUUCCCGGAUACACAGAUGCGGCCCUGCAGGAAGCCCAGGAGAUUUUUGGUGUGGACUUUGACUAUGAUGAGUUUGAGAAAUACAAUGAGUAUGAUGAAGAACUGGAGGAAGAGUAUGAGUAUGAGGAUGAUGAGGCUGAGGGUGAGAUCCGAGUGCGCCCCAAGAAGACCACCAAGAAACGUGUGAGCCGCAGGAGCAUCUUCGAGAUGUAUGAGCCCAGCGAGCUAGAAAGCAGCCACCUCACAGAUCAAGACAAUGAAAUCCGAGCCACCGACCUGCCUGAGAGGUUCCAGCUCCGCUCCAUCCCAGUUAAGGGGGCUGAAGAUGAUGAACUAGAAGAAGAAGCUGACUGGAUCUACAGGAAUGCCUUUGCCACACCAACCAUUUCUCUGCAGGAAAGCUGUGAUUAUCUAGACCGAGGGCAGCCAACCAGCAGCUUCAGUCGAAAAGGGCCCAGCACAAUUCAGAAGAUUAAAGAAGCCCUGGGCUUCAUGCGAAAUCAACACUUUGAGGUGCCUUUUAUUGCUUUCUACCGUAAGGAGUAUGUGGAGCCUGAGUUGCACAUCAAUGACCUGUGGAGGGUGUGGCAGUGGGAUGAAAAGUGGACCCAACUGAGGAUCCGCAAAGAGAACCUAACACGGCUAUUUGAGAAGAUGCAGGCUUAUCAGUACGAGCAGAUAUCCGCUGACCCUGACAAACCCCUUGCUGAUGGCAUCCGGGCUCUGGAUACCACCGACAUGGAGAGGCUUAAGGAUGUGCAGUCAAUGGAUGAGCUGAAAGAUGUCUACAACCAUUUCUUGCUUUAUUAUGGUCGUGAUAUCCCCAAGAUGCAAAAUGCUGCCAAGGCCAGCCGCAAGAAGCUGAAGCGUGUACGGGAGGAGGGAGAUGAGGAAGGUGAGGGUGAAGAGGCAGAAGAUGAGGAGCAGAGGGGCCCAGAGCUCAAACAGGCCUCCCGCCGAGAUAUGUACACCAUCUGCCAGAGCGCUGGGCUAGAUGGUCUGGCCAAAAAGUUUGGGCUUACUCCGGAGCAAUUUGGGGAAAACCUCCGGGACAGCUAUCAGCGGCACGAGACAGAGCAGUUCCCUGCAGAGCCUUUGGAGCUGGCCAAGGAUUACGUUUGCAGCCAGUUCCCUACGCCAGAAGCUGUGCUGGAAGGUGCCCGCUACAUGGUAGCCCUGCAGAUUGCCCGAGAGCCCCUUGUCCGACAGGUGCUGAGGCAGACCUUCCAGGAGAGAGCCAAGCUCAAUAUAACCCCCACCAAGAAAGGUAGAAAGGAUGUGGAUGAGGCCCACUACGCUUAUUCCUUCAAAUACUUAAAGAACAAGCCUGUUAAGGAACUGAGAGAUGACCAGUUCCUCAAGAUAUGCUUGGCUGAAGAUGAAGGGCUACUCACCAUUGACAUCAGUAUAGACAUGAAGGGGGUAGAAGGCUACGGCAAUGACCAGACAUAUUUCGAAGAGAUCAAACAGUUUUACUAUCGAGAUGAGUUCAGCCACCAGGUGCAGGAGUGGAACCGGCAGCGCACUAUGGCCAUCGAACGAGCUUUGCAGCAGUUCCUCUAUGUGCAGAUGGCCAAAGAACUCAAGAACAAGCUGCUGGCCGAAGCCAAAGAAUAUGUCAUAAAGGCCUGUAGUCGCAAACUCUACAACUGGUUGAGGGUUGCACCCUACCGGCCAGAUCAACAGGUAGAGGAAGAUGAUGACUUUAUGGAUGAGAACCAAGGGAAGGGCAUCCGCGUCCUAGGCAUCGCUUUCUCCUCUGCCAGAGAUCACCCUGUGUUCUGCGCCCUGGUCAACGGCGAAGGAGAAGUGACAGACUUCCUUCGGCUGCCCCAUUUUACCAAACGGCGAACUGCAUGGAGAGAGGAAGAACGGGAAAAGAAGGUCUUGGCGCUACUUAGGGAGAGAAAACUGUUAAAGAUCUCCCUAUCUUCAGAGCCAUUUAGUUCCAGUUUUAUUUCAAUCCAGGCUCAAGACAUUGAAACCCUAAAGAAAUUUCUUCUGAACAAAAAGCCUCAUGUGGUGACAGUUGCAGGAGAAAACAGGGACGCCCAGAUGUUGAUUGAAGAUGUGAAGCGCAUUGUGCAUGAGCUGGACCAGGGCCAACAGCUGUCCUCUAUUGGGGUGGAGCUGGUUGAUAAUGAGUUGGCCAUUCUCUAUAUGAACAGCAAGAAAUCGGAGGCAGAGUUCCGGGAUUACCCUCCAGUGCUGAGACAAGCCGUCUCCCUGGCCCGGCGCAUCCAGGACCCUCUGAUUGAAUUUGCCCAGGUGUGCAGCUCUGAUGAAGACAUCCUAUGUCUCAAGUUUCAUCCCUUGCAGGAGCACGUGGUGAAAGAGGAGCUGCUCAACGCCUUGUACUGUGAAUUUAUCAACCGAGUCAAUGAGGUUGGUGUCGAUGUCAACCGUGCCAUCGCCCACCCGUACAGCCAGGCCUUGAUCCAGUAUGUCUGUGGCCUGGGACCUCGAAAAGGGACCCAUCUCCUCAAGAUCCUGAAGCAAAACAACACCAGGCUCGAGAGCCGGACCCAGCUGGUCACCAUGUGCCACAUGGGUCCCAAAGUCUUCAUGAAUUGUGCUGGCUUCCUCAAGAUUGACACGGCCUCCCUGGGGGACAGCACUGACUCAUACAUUGAAGUUCUUGAUGGUUCCCGAGUCCACCCUGAGACCUAUGAGUGGGCCAGGAAGAUGGCAGUGGAUGCUCUCGAAUAUGAUGAAUCAGCUGAGGACGCCAACCCUGCAGGAGCCCUCGAAGAGAUCUUGGAAAACCCAGAGCGACUCAAGGACCUGGACCUUGAUGCCUUUGCAGAAGAACUGGAGAGGCAGGGCUACGGUGACAAACACAUCACCCUGUACGACAUCCGGGCGGAGCUGAGCUGCCGGUAUAAGGACCUCCGUACAGCCUACCGCUCUCCCAACACAGAGGAAAUCUUCAAUAUGUUAACCAAAGAAACACCAGAGACCUUCUACAUUGGAAAGCUCAUCAUCUGCAACGUCACUGGCAUUGCCCACAGGCGUCCCCAGGGUGAGAGCUAUGACCAAGCAAUCCGCAAUGAUGAGACAGGGCUCUGGCAGUGCCCCUUCUGUCAGCAAGACAAUUUCCCUGAACUAAGUGAGGUCUGGAACCACUUUGACAGCGGUUCAUGCCCAGGCCAGGCCAUUGGGGUCAAAACACGGCUAGACAAUGGUGUCACCGGCUUCAUCCCCACCAAGUUCCUCAGUGACAAAGUGGUAAAGCGGCCGGAGGAGCGAGUGAAGGUGGGAAUGACCGUUCACUGCCGCAUCAUGAAGAUUGACAUUGAGAAGUUUAGCGCCGACCUUACCUGCCGAACCUCAGACCUCAUGGACAGGAACAACGAGUGGAAACUGCCCAAGGACACCUACUAUGACUUUGAUGCCGAAGCAGCAGACCACAAGCAGGAGGAGGACAUGAAACGGAAGCAGCAGCGGACCACAUACAUCAAACGAGUGAUUGCACACCCAUCCUUCCAUAAUAUAAACUUCAAGCAAGCAGAAAAGAUGAUGGAGACCAUGGACCAGGGUGACGUGAUCAUCCGCCCAAGUAGCAAGGGUGAAAAUCACCUGACCGUGACCUGGAAGGUCAGCGAUGGCAUCUACCAACACGUGGAUGUGCGGGAAGAAGGCAAGGAAAAUGCCUUCAGCCUGGGAGCCACCCUGUGGAUCAACAGUGAGGAAUUUGAAGACUUGGAUGAGAUUGUUGCUCGCUAUGUACAGCCCAUGGCGUCCUUUGCCCGGGACCUCCUGAACCACAAGUAUUAUCAGGACUGCAGUGGUGGUGACCGUAAGAAAUUAGAAGAGCUGCUCAUCAAAACUAAGAAGGAGAAGCCCACUUUCAUCCCUUAUUUCAUCUGUGCCUGCAAGGAACUGCCCGGCAAGUUCCUACUGGGAUACCAGCCCCGGGGUAAACCCAGGAUAGAAUAUGUAACAGUGACUCCCGAAGGAUUCCGGUACCGGGGCCAAAUCUUCCCUACUGUGAAUGGACUUUUCAGAUGGUUUAAGGAUCACUACCAGGAUCCUGUCCCGGGCAUCACCCCCAGUAGCAGCAGCAGGACCCGGACACCCGCUUCUAUCAACGCCACCCCAGCCAACAUCAACCUUGCAGAUCUGACACGAGCUGUGAAUGCCCUGCCCCAGAACAUGACCUCACAGAUGUUCAGUGCCAUUGCAGCCGUGACAGGCCAAGGACAGAACCCUAACGCCACCCCAGCCCAGUGGGCCUCCAGCCAGUAUGGCUAUGGCGGCAGCGGAGGGGGCAGCAGCGCUUACCACGUGUUCCCAACGCCAGCCCAGCAGCCAGUGGCCACACCGCUCAUGACCCCCAGCUACUCGUACACAACCCCCAGCCAGCCCAUCACCACACCACAGUACCACCAGCUCCAGGCCAGCACCACCCCCCAGGCGGCCCAGGCCCAGCCCCAGCCCUCUUCCAGCUCUCGGCAACGGCAGCAGCAGCCAAAGUCCAGCAGCCACGCCGCCAUCGACUGGGGGAAGAUGGCAGAGCAGUGGCUCCAGGAGAAGGAAGCCGAGCGGCGGAAACAGAAGCAGCGGCUGACACCCCGGCCCUCCCCCAGCCCUAUGAUCGAAAGCACCCCCAUGUCCAUUGCCGGCGAUGCCACCCCGCUCCUGGAUGAGAUGGAUCGGUAGGGGGCCCGCUCCUAGGACUCUGGUUACCUCUGAGGCUGGGAGAGGCCCAGCCGCCCACUGCCUCACUCCCUGCCCCUCUUUUUCUGUCCAUAAAGUGGUGUGAGUUGACAUUCUCUUUGGUGGUCAGCCUGGAUGGGUGACAAGCUGGACGGCCUUGCGAAUUUGAGCUCAGUGUACGCUAGGCGACAAUUCUCCCACUCCAGGCCCUCACCGACCACCUGUCCCGGGACCAGGCUGGGAGGGGAGUGUGGCGGGGAGGAAGAAGAGGAAGACGAGAAUGAGAGUGGAACAGUUUUGUAUUCUGCUCCCUACAAGCCAUUUUGAGCUUCUGCCCUCACCUGACUCUGGGCUGUGACCCUGGGGCACCAAGCUCAGCACAUGAGUUUCCCCCAGCUCUUGAGGGGAGAGGAAUGCUAUUUAUUCAGUUUGGGGCAGGAGGGAGAGGAGGGAAAGUAUUUCUGACCCUGAUGCCGACAGCUUGGGUGGCUAGCAAAGCAGAAUUGCAGGGGACCUGGGGGAGCAGUGCUAACCUGCCCCGUGCCCGCCUGGCCGCCUUCACCCACCUGCUGCUGCCUCCGCUUCCUGCCUGUCAUUUGAAUAAACAGUGUUUCUACAGA